Messenger RNA from Trichobilharzia regenti, 504 nucleotides. Lineage: Eukaryota; Metazoa; Platyhelminthes; Trematoda; Strigeidida; Schistosomatidae. The record is from the annotation of a GenBank genome assembly.
AUGUUUUGUUGUAUUCCAAAUAAUAUAGAGACUAGGCGAGUAAAAAUUGACCGAUAUUCAAUCGGCAACCCUAUAGAUUUUCGACAUGUCGCACACAUGGGAACUUCAGCACUUUAUGAGGAUAAUGUUUCCAACGCUCUGGGUCUCCUUGACCACCAAUCUCUACCAGUGCACUUAAAGUUGAUAGACUUACCUAAGCUUUCGAACAACAAUACUUCGUUAUCAUCGGUCCCGUUUGUUGCUACCAAACAAUCACCAACAUCGAAUGAAACAAAACCGAGUAAAAGAAACUCUUUUUUGAAUGCUACUUCUAUGUCAUCCACAUCACAUGAAACGGGCCGUAACAUUAUGCGCCAUUCAACUCACUUGAGUAAUCUGAGCCCCUCAAGACCGCCGUGUUUAGAUCUUAGUUUGCCUUUGCCUCCUCCUCCACCACCACCUCCCCCUCUUAAAAUACACAAUUCAUCUAAUUCAACUGAAAGCACCAGAUUAACGACAAAAUGA